Mytilus trossulus (common blue mussel) is the source of this 1881-nucleotide messenger RNA. RefSeq lists its product as uncharacterized. NCBI's taxonomy places the organism in Eukaryota, Metazoa, Mollusca, Bivalvia, Mytilida, Mytilidae. The record is from RefSeq and is a predicted model, not a curated record. Bases 1 to 1881 code for a protein of 626 amino acids. The transcript has a single exon.
AUGUCUCACAGUAAAACAGACUCCUUAAAUUUUUAUAAAUAUUUGUGUCAAAAGAUUGGAUCAAGGGCAAUAGUAAAAGGAAGACGUCUGAUAUAUAUAAGUAGAGACCUUGGAAGUUCCGACACAUUUACUCCUCACAUUGCCAGUGGAAGUAAAGGGGAGGGACUGGAUCUUAAAGGUAGUGAUUUUGAUGUAAUGAUAAUUAGUCCUUUAUAUGUAGUAUAUAAAUCAGAUAAAGAUGUUGUCCAGGAUUGGAGGACAGUGUUAUUAAUGGAUACUGAGGACUCACCACCGUGUUUUACACAACUACAAUUAUAUACCAAUGUUAAUAAUUUACCAAACUUCUUAAAACAACAGCUACAACAACACAGAGGUAAACACCUACUUUCAAGUGAGCUUUACAAAUCACAUAUGAUAGAACAAAUGCAAGCUUUUUAUUCAGGAUUCAAACUAAAUAUUCAUGGUCCAUGUUUGUCUGAUAUAAAUGAUAAGAUGGAUUUUGCAAUCUGCCUUAAAUGUGACCAGUGGGUAUCUCAAGCCCAACCCUGGAUCUCAAGACCACGUUUAAUAUGGCCUUCACCUGAACUUAUUUCCAAAAUAACGUUAUGUGGUACUUUAUUUGUUCCAAUAGGCAACAAGGGAUCCGUAAAUGAGAAUCUUCAGUGGCGAAUAUCAUUUUCUGUUGCAGAGAAGAUAUUGAUAUAUUCUUUCAGUCAUACCCAGUUACUAUGCUAUGCUUUGUUAAAGAUAUUAUUGAAAGAAAUAGUGAAUGAAGAGGGAGACUUAAAAGGUUUAUUGUGUUCAUACUUUCUGAAGACUCUUAUGUUUUGGAUAUCCGAAGCAAAUGAAACAUCAGUCUGGAGACCCGACAAUAUCAUUCCCUGUUUUAUGGGCUGUUUAAAAAGGUUAUUAUACUGUAAAGAAUAUUCAACGCUGUUACAUUAUUUCAUUCCUGAUAACAACUUGUUUUAUUUGAGGUUUAACAAUAAACAAAGGAACACAUUAAUCAACUUCCUAAAACAAUCAUGCCAAAAAGGAAUUAUGUUUUUCUCCUCAUCUCUGACUUUACAUGAUUACAGAAGAAUUCCAUGUAAAACUACAAGAUCAGUGUGUGCAAAAAAUCUGUUUACAGGAAGCAUUAAAGGGUACUUAUCUUCAUCUAUCAAUAGAUACAAUUUAGUCUUAGUGUUCACUUUGCUAAAUCAUUGCAAAAGUGAAUUAUCCAGAUGUAUUUUUAAACUGGCAUUUGCACUACCACAUGUAUAUAACCCAAACAAUAAACAGCGAUACAAAUUCUACAAACAUAACCUCAGCCAGUUAUUGGUUGGUGUACAGUCAGAUGCAGAAUCAGGAUGGAUGUACUUGGUUUCUUUUUUCUACGGUCACAACAAUUAUUUAUCAUCAAUUGAUAUAAUCAAUUACACUUUGUCAAAAUAUACAGAUGAAUCAUGUUUGUCAAAGUUUUCACUAAAACAGACAGACACACAGAAGCUGAUAUCACUAAUACCAUCUCCAUAUGUAGUACUUCGCAAGGGUAAUUCAGUCAUCCCAAUGGAACUGAAGUCGCCUCAGCCCUUUGAUUUAUUUAUAGCUGUAAGUGCCAUACCUUUUGCACAUUUCCUCCGUUUUUUGUGUUGUUACCAUUUACAUGACUUUAGAACAAGUCGGUAUUGUAUAAGCAAGUUAUCAGAAACGGUAAUUGAAUACAAUCACUCAAGAGAACAAAAACCGAUUGCAAUUUUAUAUAAUUUUCUUUUACUGGGAAUAGCUUUACAGAUGUUAGGAGAAACAUAUUUAGCAAGAAAAUAUUUUCGUAUGGCUGCACAGUAUGAUCAGUAUUGUGUAACAUCUGCUACAUUUAGACUGCGUCAAUUCUCCUGA